Patiria miniata (bat star) is the source of this 3083-nucleotide messenger RNA. Its product is annotated as patched domain-containing protein 3-like. Lineage: Eukaryota; Metazoa; Echinodermata; Asteroidea; Valvatida; Asterinidae. The record is from RefSeq and is a predicted model, not a curated record. The coding region runs from base 50 to 2899 and encodes 949 amino acids. The transcript has 2 exons. Gene Ontology annotation, cellular component: membrane.
GAACAUUUGGAGAAAAUACACUUUUCACCUUUGCUAUACUGCCUAAAAGAUGGCGUUUGAUUGCAUCGAGAAAGUCAUCAAGUUGUUCUUCUUCAACUACGGUGGUUUCAUCGCGAGGCACCCGAUCCCCUUUCUGCUGGUGCCGCCACUGCUGGCCGGGGCACUGGGGGCUGGGAUGGUGUUUCUGACGACCGAGAAUAGUUUGGAGAAUCUGUACACUCCUGACAAUGGACAGGCCAAGACGGACAGAAACACGGUGGACACACUGUUUGGCGAACACGGUGACAAUGACACGUUGGUGUCACAUCUGUCGAAUAUUAGUCGAGAGGGCAGCGUGAUCAUACGCCACAAAGAUGGACAGAACAUCCUGACCCAGGCGGCCAUUGAUGACAUUUUAGAUUUACACGAACAGAUCAUGAACAUCCGCAUUACCCUGGCCAACCAGGAGUACAGAUUCACUGAUCUCUGCGUGAAAUUGGACGGUGUUUGUAACGAGAACCCCAUUCUGGCUGCCUAUGAUUACAACUCGUCUAAGGUUCCGUCGACCACCCUGACAUUUCCCCUCUAUACAUCACCAGCCGAUAACACUGUAACUUAUUUUCUCGGUGGAGGACUAGGCGGAGUGACUUUUGUAACAGGCUCUCAAGAUGAGGUCCUCUCGGCUGAGGCUAUUCAGUUGUCCUACUUCUUACGAUACGAAGACAGCGUGGAGGACCAGCGGAGCGCCUUAUGGGAGGAAAAGUUUCUUGAAGUGGCUGAAGCUUUUACAUCAUCAGUCAUCACAGUAACUCGCGAGGUGUCGAGUUCCAUCGAGACCGAACUAGACGACGCUAGCUCUGGAGUCAUCAAGGAUUUCACAGUGACAUUCACCAUAUUGAUCACGUUCAGCGUGUGCUCGUGUGUGAUGCUAGACUGGGUGCGUAGCAAGCCUUGGUUGGCGAGCUGUGGUGUCCUGUCUGCAGGGCUGGCUGUGUUGUCCGCAUUCGGUCUCAUGAGCUAUAUUGGUGUACCCUACAUUAACGUUGUUGGAUCUUCACCUUUUCUCAUAGUCGGUAUUGGAGUUGAUGAUAUGUUCAUCAUGUUGGCUGCUUGGCGACAGACUGACGUCACAUGGUCAGUGGAACAACGCAUGCGCCAUGCCUUCUCUGAAGCCGCCAUGUCUAUUACCAUCACGUCCAUUACAGACUCUCUAGCCUUGGGAAUUGGCGCUAUUUCGUCCUUCAGAUCCGUCCGUAUAUUCUGUAUGUACACGGGUGUGGCCGUCAUCUUUGACUACGCCUAUCAGAUCACUUUCUUCGGCGCCUGUAUGGUGCUGACUGGUCGUCGCGAGGCAGCUAACCGACACUGUAUGUCUUGCCUCAAAGUCCGACCUAAGAGUGAGUCUACGCCCACAGCCUACAACAUAUUCUGCGCUGGUGGUUCGACCCAGCAACCCACUAACGUGGAGGGUGGUGACACUAACGACCACGCCCUCAUGCUUUUCUUCAAGAAUUACUACGGUCCGUUUAUCACGCGUUGGUGGGUGGUGAUUCCGACAAUAUUACUGUUUCUGGGCUACCUGGGCACCGCAAUCUACGGAUGCACCAUGGUUCGCGAAGGUCUGGAGCUCCGUAACCUUGCCAGGGAUAACUCCUUCGUGGCCGCCCACUUGGAAGCUGAAAGAACUCUGUUUAGUGAGUACGGUCCACCUGUGGCACUGGUAUUCACAGAGCCCAGAGACGUGUGGAAUCCGCUAAUACAGGACCUCAUGGAGGAGACACUUAUAAAGAUGGAAGAGAGUGAGUACACGUACGAUACGGAUCACAAUCUGACCGUGUCCUGGCUGAGGGACUUUCUUGACUUCCUGGACGCAAUCCACUUCAGAAAUCCCACCCAGGCUCAGUUCAUGGAUAUUCUGCUCAACACCUUUCUAGAGAUCCCAGCGUUCCGGAGGUAUAUGAUUGACAUCACCUUCAGUGAUGACAACCGGACCAUUGUGGCGUCGCGAUUCUUUGUUACUUCCAAGAACCUGGACUCAGAGGACAGGAAGAGAUACAUGAUGACAGACUUGCGGCGCAUCGCAGAGGAAGCUGAUCUCCCAGCCAUUGUGUACCAUCCGCUUUUCAUUUUCUAUGAUCAGUACCUGGUGAUCUUAUCUAAUACGUUCCAGAAUAUGGGCAUCGCCACGGGAGCCAUGUUCAUCGUGUCUCUGUUGAUGAUACCUCAUCCAGUAUGCGCCAUCCUUGUCACUCUGUCCAUUGUCUCAAUCGUCACAGGGGUGAUUGGACUCAUGACUCUCUGGCAAGUCAACCUGGACUCCAUCGCCAUGACCAACCUCAUCAUCUGUAUUGGUUUCAGUGUGGACUUUUCAGCCCACAUAUGUUAUGCGUACACAUCGACCAAAACAAACUCCCGUCGUGACAGCGUCAUACAUGCCGUCUACUCCCUUGGGAUGCCGAUCGUUCAAGGAGCUCUCUCCACCAUACUCGGCCUGGUAAUCCUUUAUGUGUCGGACUCUCACAUCUUCCGGACUUUCUCCAAGACCAUGUUUCUCGUGAUCUCCCUUGGGGCGCUACACGGCCUUCUUUUUAUCCCUGUCGGCCUCAUGCUGGCAAUUCCCGUGAAAAUUCGCAACGAGAACGAGAACAACGAGAACGAGAACCAACGAGAUUGUCAUGACUUCCAGGACAGAGGCAUUGUCACUGUGUCUCAGCGCUCACACAACAAGACUAUGUACCCAAUGAAUGGUCUGACAAAUCGCUAUAUGCAUCAGCCAACAUCUGAUGGCCCGUACGUUAAUAGUGGAUACAGAGAUGAUUUUCUGCCCUCACACAUUAAUGAUAGACAAGACGUUCGGCCACAACACAACUGGAUAAGCUUGGAAAUAUCUCAGAGUGGUUACCAUACUUCCCAACUAUAGUUUGGCUCGUGCCAAGUAUAGCCAGGCUAUGGCAAAACAUUUAUUUGGGUCUCACGGUUCCAUCUUCAAGGGCAAUUCAGCAGGUGACUGCUGUGUGACUGCUAUGUUCCGAUACCCCUAUGUCCCGACACCCCUAUGUUCCGACAACCCGCACAUAGAAUUGUGUAACCCUCAGUUAGGGUUA